AUGAAUGCAUCUUUAUUAUCUGAUUCUGAUCCUGAAAAUAUUGAAUUGUUGGAUAUGCUUGUUACAGCCAGAGGAAAGCAUGAAAUAGCUUCUCAACAAUAUAAUACUUUGAUGCAAGCUAAAUCAAGAGUUAAAUGGGUAAAGGGUGGAGGUGCAAAUACUGUUUUUUUCCAUGCAAAUAUGAGAGUAAGACAAGCUCAAAAUGUAGUUUCUGAGAUAGAAGAUAAUGAUGUACUUACCGAAGAAGAUAAUGUUAUGAUGGAUGCAGUUCCUUCAUGCAUGGAGAUUAAAAAUGUUGUUUUUGGUAUGGAUGCUAAUAGCUCUCCUGGUCCAGAUGGAUUCCCUAGAAGUAUUUAUAAAUUUGCUUGGGAUGUUGUGGGACAAGAUUUGGUAGGUGCUAUACAGUAUUGCUGGAGAUGCAGAUUCAUUCCAAAGGGGCUAAACUCAAAUUUUCUAUUUCUCUUACCAAAAGUGAAAGGUGCAAAAAAAGCUGAUCAAUUUAGACCAAUUGGAUUGGCUAACUUCAGUUUUAAAGUGAUUACUAGAAUUGUCACUACAAGACUAAGCAGCUUAGUGACUAAACUAGUAUCAUGUCAGCAAGGUGCAUUUAUAAAGGCUUAUGAUUCAUUGAGAUGGGAGUUUCUUUUUGAGGUACUAAGCAGAUUUGGAUUCUCAGAAGAGGGGAUAAAUUGGUUGAGAAUUUUAUUCAUUUCAGCAAAAAUAUCAGCGCUAGUAAAUGGAGGUCCUUGUGGUUUUGUUGGAUUCAGUAGAGGGUUGAGACAAGGAGACCCACUUUCUCCCAUUCUUUUUGUGAUUGCUGAAGAAGUUUUGAGUAGAAAUUUAACUCAAAUGGUGCAAGAAGGAAAAAUUCAGGCAGUGGUGCAAAGAAAUGGACAAGUAAUCAAUAAACGAAAAAGUAAGUGCUUUAUUGGAGGAACAACUGAUGUCAGAAGGAAAAGCAUUGCUGAACAUCUGCAAAUGGAACUUUAUGAAUUUCCUGAUAAAUAUCUUGGAGUGAUCCUCAAUCCUGGAAGAGUGAAAGUUCAUCAAGUUUGGGGGAUAUUGGAGAUGAUGCAGGAUAUGUUGGCUAGUUGGAAAGCGGCUAAUUCGUCAAUUAACUGGUCUAAUAGCGUUGACGAGCUUGAGGGUCCUUACAGUGAGAAAAUAAUUAGGAAUUUCUUAUGGACUGAGGACCCUGCUACAAAAAAGUUAGUCACGGUAAAGUGUGAAGAGGUUAAUGCUCAUAUUUCAGAUGGAGGUUUGGGAAUUAGAAGAUUGGAGGUGGUGAAUAACGCCUUAUUAAUGAAGCUGACAUGGAGGAUCAUGACUGAGGAUGAGGAGUGGACAAGAUUCAUGAGGGAUAAAUUCAUGAACAAGAAAGGAGAAUGGACUAAAUCAUAUAAACAAUCCUCAAUUUGGUCUGGUUUAAAAUGGGUAAUUCAAGAUGUAGAUGAUGGAUCCAGAUGGAUGGUGGGGAAUGGAAGAAGCAUUUAA
This is a messenger RNA of Papaver somniferum (opium poppy), 1494 nucleotides long. RefSeq lists its product as uncharacterized. The transcript is spliced from 5 exons. The coding region runs from base 1 to 1494 and encodes 497 amino acids. NCBI's taxonomy places the organism in Eukaryota, Viridiplantae, Streptophyta, Magnoliopsida, Ranunculales, Papaveraceae. The record is from RefSeq and is a predicted model, not a curated record.